Vicia villosa (hairy vetch) is the source of this 882-nucleotide messenger RNA. RefSeq lists its product as uncharacterized. Bases 1 to 882 code for a protein of 293 amino acids. NCBI's taxonomy places the organism in Eukaryota, Viridiplantae, Streptophyta, Magnoliopsida, Fabales, Fabaceae. The transcript has a single exon. The record is from RefSeq and is a predicted model, not a curated record.
AUGGAAUUUGUCGCUCCGCAGCUCAUUAAUGGAGAAGUUCAGGUUGCAAUUAAGGAGGAGGACAUCAUAGAUGAAUUGAAGUAUUGGGAAUCUGCUCUUAUCAUGUAUGUGAUAGGGAGUGAUCUGAGUAUGAAUAUGGUGAAACAUUUUAUGAUGAAGAACUGGAACUUUGUGAAGAUGCCAGAUAUGUUUUAUAAUGAUGAGGGGUAUUUCAUUCUGCAUUUUCACUCUUAUGAUGACAAGGAAUUGGUGUUUAUGAAAGGGCCUUAUACCAUACGCAAUAUGCUGAUGCUCUUGAGGGAUUGGUCACCGGAUUUUGAUUUGAAGAGGGAUAUGUUGCGUACUCUCCCAAUCUGGGUCAAGCUCCCUCAUCUACCUUUGUAUCUUUGGGGUAAAAAAAGCUUGAGCAAGAUAGGCAGUGCACUGGGUAAUCCUCUUGUCACUGAUGAAUGCACAACAAACCGACUAAGAGUAUCAUAUGCCCGUAUCGUGGUAGAAAUUGACAUUACUCAAACCCCUGUUUCAGAGAUUACCAUACGUGAUACUGAGGGGAAGAAAUUGAAGCAGCCAGUGGAAUAUGAAUGGAAACCUAAAUAUUGUAAAAGAUGUCAAAUGGUUGGUCAUAAUUGUGACAAAAAGCCAAAACAAAUUAUAAAACAAUGGAAGCCAAAGGAUACCAAGACAGAUGAAAAGGAGAUUAUCAGUCCAGAAAAUAGUGAGAGCAUUGUUGUAGAGGAGGAACCAAAGUGGACUACUAUAGAGAGAAGCAAGAAGGGGAAAGAGGUGAUCAGGGAAGGCCCAUCUGAAUCCUUGCUCAGUCCAAAUGUGUUUGAAUCACUCAGUCUUUUGAAUGAGGCUGCAGUGAUCCAAGAAGUUACAUGA